UAUCUUGACCGCCGCCAAACACCCCACCAGCACAUGUAACCACUUGCAACCCUUCUCGCAUACCACCCUUCAGCUCGAGCACAUCCGCCCAACAUGGAGGAAAUCGCUUCGGAAUACGACGUGGUCGUGUUGGGCACUGGCCUGACGGAAUGCAUCCUCAGCGGCGUCAUGUCGGUGCGCGGGAAAAAGGUGCUGCACAUGGACCGCAACGACCACUACGGCGGCGAAGCAGCGUCCGUCAACCUCGAGACGCUCUUCAAGCAAUACGGCAACUACCAGGCCGGCACGGAGCCGUGGAAGAAGUACGGCCGGCCCAACGACUGGAACAUCGACCUCGUUCCCAAGCUGCUCAUGGCCAACGGCGACCUCACCAACAUCCUCGUCAGCACCGACGUCACCCGCUACAUCGAAUUCAAGCAGAUUGCCGGCUCCUACGUCCAGCAAGGCAACGGGCCGCGCGCCACCGUGGCCAAGGUGCCUUCGGACGCCGGCGAGGCCCUGCGCAGCCCGUUGAUGGGCUUGUUUGAGAAGAGAAGAGCGCGGAACUUCCUGACCUGGGUGGGCAACUUUGACGAAAACAAUCCCAGCACGCACAACGGCAUGAACCUCUCGCAGACGACGAUGAAGCAGGUCUACGACAAAUAUGGGCUCGAGGCGACCACGCGCGACUUUAUCGGCCACAGCAUGGCCCUCUACCCCACCGAUGAACACAUUAACCAGAAAGGCAUGGCCAAGGACUGCAUUGACCGCAUUCGGUUGUAUGUCAACAGCAUGGCGCGGUACGGCAAGUCGCCAUACAUCUACCCGCUCUACGGCCUCGGCGAGCUGCCCCAGGGCUUCGCACGGCUGUCAGCCAUCUACGGUGGCACGUACAUGCUCAAUGCCACUGUGGAUGAAGUCAAGUACGAAGGUGGAAAGGUGUCGGGCAUCAAGGCAACGAUGAAGGAGCGAGGAGAGGAGGGCGAGGGGAUGAAGUUUGAGACAAAGUGCAAGAAGAUCCUCGCCGAUCCGAGCUACUUCCCCGACAAGGCGAGAGUGGUGGGCCACCUGGUCAAGGCGAUCUGCAUCCUGAAUCAUCCCAUCGACAAGACCGACAAUGCCGACUCGCUACAACUCAUCAUUCCGCAGAGUCAAGUCGGGCGACGACAUGACAUCUACGUAGCCAUGGUCUCCUCCACCCACAAUGUCUGUCCCAAGGGCUACUACAUUGCCAUUGUGUCGACCAUUUCCGAGAGCGGGGCAAACCACCAUCUCGAACUGCAGCCCGGCCUGGAUCGCUUGGGCAAGAUCGAGGAGCAGUUCAUGGGCCCGCCGAUCCCCAUCUACGAGCCGCUGGAGUCGGGCGUGAAUGAUCAGGUGUUCAUCUCGAGGAGCUACGACGCGAGCAGUCAUUUCGAGACCAUGACGGAUGAUGUGCGGGAUAUUUACCGUCGGGCGGAGGGAGAGGAGCUGAAGGUGGAGGGGUUGAAGGAUGGUGCUGGCUUGCAGUAUGAGGAGUGAGUAGAGCAACGCACUGUAGUUCCGGGGUUUUACGGAAGAUUGGUAGGUUAGAUAGCGACAGCGUAUAACAAACGCAGUUAUUUCACAA
Neohortaea acidophila is the source of this 1588-nucleotide messenger RNA. RefSeq names its product GDP dissociation inhibitor. Gene Ontology annotation, cellular component: cytoplasm. The transcript has 2 exons. Bases 94 to 1500 code for a protein of 468 amino acids. Lineage: Eukaryota; Fungi; Ascomycota; Dothideomycetes; Mycosphaerellales; Teratosphaeriaceae. Gene Ontology annotation, molecular function: Rab GDP-dissociation inhibitor activity. Gene Ontology annotation, biological process: protein transport; small GTPase-mediated signal transduction; vesicle-mediated transport. The record is from RefSeq and is a predicted model, not a curated record.